CAUGCACAUACAUUAUACUUGUCUAGACCUGCAAUGUUCCCAUGGCAAAACGCCGCUUCAAGAUCAUUGCACUGGUUUUGUCCAUUCUAGUUGGCAAGUUCUUCUUGGCUUUCUUUGAGAUACCUCGAACGACGCAAGACAGAUACAAGCGUUCAAGCAAGACUGCAAGGUCCGCAGAGGCUCCUUGGUUGGCAGCAUGUCUUGACCCAAUUGUCAAUGUGGCAGGGAUAUCAUUGAAGGACAUUGGAAAGCAAGUUUUGGAUGCAAACAAAAAUUUUCGUCCGAUUGCAAAGCUGAAACUAUUGGAGGAUGUCUAUGAAGCCCACCACCACGCAAGACUCCUUGCGGAUAAACUGAUGGAUAGAGCCAAGAUGUCACAGGAAGCCCGAAACAUCUUUGUGCCCAGCAUCUCAAUACCACUCAUCCCCGUGAAUGCCACAGAGUUUCAGCAUUUGGUGACGAGUGUGCUAUCCGAUGCGACCUCCACGGGAGUCUCUGCGAUUCAUGCUGAACCCGGCACGGGCAAGUCGGUUGCGGUAGCUUUAGCCAUGCUGACGUGGGCAAAACACAACCCAAAGUGCAUCACUGUUUUGAUACAAGAAAACCUGAAUCUUCUCAAAGAUUUCUUUCGAGUUAGCGAUGAAGCCUACGUGCCGGCUGUCGCAGCAAACCUUUUUCGAAUCUUGUCAGAUGCGGGAGUUCGCUUGCAAGUGGUUCUUGACAACAUCUUUGACAAUAGAAUCGGUCAGGAUGGGCAGAUGUUGAUUAGCCUUGCCCGCGCCGCCUUCUUACAUGGACAAGUUGUGGUCGUCACGCAGUCGCGUGAAGUCGCUGAGGAAGUUGGUUUGCUCAAUGGGGCACGAACACGUGUAUCGCCACAGCAGAAGUGCAAUGUCAGCAAGUACAGAUGGAAUGAGAUACAGGCAUACAGACUCCUUCUGAAUUUGAACGCAACUGCAAAGCUGAAGGACUAGAGAAAGUCCCGCAGAAAAAGCUGGUGGCGCAAGAUGUUACAUGCAUUCACGAGAACCACCAAGGAGUCGGAGGACACAGUCCAGAGAGCCUUAAAUGAAUCCCUCAAAGAGUUCAAGCAGGAUGAGGCUUGGGUGCAGGAAAAUUUGGAAGGGGCAAGGAUGCCUGACGGUGGAUGGAGGCCAGUGGAUAUCAAGCAAUUUCUGCUAUCAGGCAUCAAACCAGUCUGAAUCCCAACUGUUGCAGGUGCCACCUCUCCAACUCAGACCAAAGCUGUUUGGGUGAGGCAACUGCAAAAGGACGGUGAUACAUUCAAGCAGAUUGGCAACCCGUUCCAAGUCACCGGAGAGCUGGCAGACGUUGAUGACCUCAAAGAAGGCAUCAAGAAGAGGGCGGAACUCUCCAUUGCGUCUUUCAAGAUUGACAUCUACAGCUCGAAGGAUGGAAAGUGGAUAAAAGAAGAAAAGUCGGCAAGCCUUCGCGACACGGAUGAGACAGAUUGCUAUAGCUUCACAUUGCCAUCAGCGUGAGUGAAACCAAUUGAGAGCAAGGGUUCCCAAUAGUUUCACCGAAUUCCAUCUUUGGAGUAAAUGUAGAGUGGAUGUCGCUGUGGCAUGACCGUGCAUCACUC
This is a messenger RNA of Durusdinium trenchii, 1603 nucleotides long. The record is from the annotation of a GenBank genome assembly. NCBI's taxonomy places the organism in Eukaryota, Dinophyceae, Suessiales, Symbiodiniaceae.